This is a messenger RNA of Mangifera indica (mango), 1380 nucleotides long. Its product is annotated as protein SCO1 homolog 1, mitochondrial-like. Gene Ontology annotation, biological process: mitochondrial respiratory chain complex IV assembly. The transcript is spliced from 7 exons. Lineage: Eukaryota; Viridiplantae; Streptophyta; Magnoliopsida; Sapindales; Anacardiaceae. The record is from RefSeq and is a predicted model, not a curated record. Bases 8 to 1171 code for a protein of 387 amino acids.
UAAAACCAUGGGCCUUCCUGGAGGCCCAAAAAUAACUGGGAUUAAAACCCCUACAAGGGGUUUAAUGAAGAACAUAGAAACCAGAAAUCCAGCAACUCCUACCUCAAAUCUGUGUAGAAAAAGGAGGGCUAUGGCAACAGCUAUUGGCAAGAAAGCAAAUCAUCUUCGAAAUCUCUGUAAACGUAUACGUCUCUAUUCUCAUUUUGGUCCUCUUGGCCAAUGCCGAUCCAUAGCUACGCCACCAACAAUCAUCCACGCUCUUCAGUAUCGAACUCUACCUUUAAUUUCACCAGUUCGUUCGUUCGCUCUCCCGUUUGGUCUUGGAAUUCCAUCUUUAUCUACAAAUCAAAGAUAUUCGUUGAAUACCACAGUUACAACUGUUGAAUCCGAAAACCCGGUCCCGAAAAAUGAUGUCAAAUUGGAUUCCGAAAAACCGGUUCCGAAAAGUGAUGUGAAAUCUGAUUCUGAAGGAGCUGAAAAGUCGGGAGAUUCAAAUCAAGAGAAAAGCGACGGUGGAAAACCUGUUCGGGGCGGGCCUGUUUCAUGGUUGAGUUUUCUAUUGCUGAUUCUUACUGGAGCUGGAUUGAUAUGGUACUAUGACAGGGAAAAGAAACGACAUAUUGAAGAAAUAAGUAGUUCCUCAGAAGCUGUUAAACAAGGACCAUCUGCAGGCAAAGCAGCCAUUGGGGGGCCAUUUAAUCUUAUAAACCAUGAUGGGAAGAAUGUAACUGAUAAGGACUUUCUAGGGAAUUGGACAAUGAUAUAUUUUGGCUUCACUCAUUGUCCUGAUAUUUGUCCAGAUGAGUUACAGAAGCUAGCUGCUGCUGUUGAUAAAAUAAAGGAUAAAGGGCGAAUUGAUGUUUUGCCUGUGUUCAUCUCUGUUGAUCCUGAGAGAGAUACUGUGGAGCAAGUAUGUGAAUAUGUCAAAGAGUUUCAUCCAAAAUUGGUUGGGUUAACUGGGAGUCCAGAAGAGAUAAAGAAAGUAGCUCGUGCAUAUCGAGUUUAUUAUAUGAAGACAGUGGAGGAAGAUUCAGAUUAUCUUGUUGAUCACUCCAUAGUCAUGUACUUAAUGAGUCCUAAGAUGGAGUUUGUAAAAUUUUUUGGGAAGAAUAAUGAUGUUGAUUCGCUGGCAGACGGUGUAAUUAAAGAGAUAAAGCAACACAAGAAAUAGAAAUAGAAAUAGAAGUGUAGUUUUAACUUUUAUCCAUUGCGCUUGUACUCCAUACCUCAUACUGAAUUUUUUGGUGCAGGCACCCCAGUUUUUAUCCAGAUUGAGUUCCGAGUCACAUGAUGAUACUAUUAUGCGAAAUUAGUUGUUUUACUUGAAUUGGAAAUUUAUAAGCCAGUUGAAUUGUUAUUAUAGACUUGUGUUUGCUAUGA